Messenger RNA from Colletotrichum graminicola M1.001, 2046 nucleotides. RefSeq names its product ferric reductase like transmembrane component. Lineage: Eukaryota; Fungi; Ascomycota; Sordariomycetes; Glomerellales; Glomerellaceae. Gene Ontology annotation, biological process: iron ion transport; copper ion import; intracellular iron ion homeostasis. The record is from RefSeq and is a predicted model, not a curated record. The transcript has 4 exons. Gene Ontology annotation, molecular function: ferric-chelate reductase activity. Gene Ontology annotation, cellular component: plasma membrane. Bases 1 to 2046 code for a protein of 681 amino acids.
AUGCAUACGCAGGUGUGCAAAGCCGAUGAGGUGGGGGAAGUUGGCCAUGGUCUCAUCGGCUAUGGUAUCACGAUGUACCAGCCUCUUUGCGCCUACUCGUGCCGCGUCGUGCUCUCCGGCAGCGCACUGAAUUGCAGCACGAUGGGCAACGAGGGUGGCCUGCCAAUGCCUCGAACCCCCGCUGAGUGCUUCGCGACUGACGAUGCCUUCCUGACAUCCAUGGCCCUUUGCCUGCAAUCGCGUUGCACCGAUCUUCCCGCGUGGAAGAUUGAGAAGUACUGGCACAACACCGAAGCGAGUAUCCGGAAUAGCCAUAGACGGCUUGAUGAACCUGGAGUUCAUGUUGUUGCGAAACCUCCGGUUCCAAAGUGGACGUACCAGCAGGCCCUCGCCCAGGUUCAAGGAAGUGUCACCUCGAUCUUGGCAUAUGGAGAACCCCUUAACCGGACAUCUCUGGUUGCCGACUUCCAGUAUCAACUGCAGUAUGAGACGAUGGAAAUGUUUGAGAGGAUGGAAACCCACCAUGAGAAAUAUGGAUUAGUAUUAAUCGCUCUGGGCGUAUUUGUCCCCAUUGCGAGCUCAUGGCUUCGGUUCCUCCCGUUGCCCAAGUUACUCAAAACCAAAAUCAGCGCCGCUAUCAUAGACCCGCCCCUGUUCGGCAACCGCCACCAAACGCCCUAUUUCAACAUGUUCAUCAUGCCAACCCGUGGCCAGGCGAUGCUCAUAACGUAUGUCGUGGUCCUAAACUUCGUACUCAGUGGAGUAGGUAUUCGGUCAGCUCAGCCCAAUGCAUGGUGGUGGAACAACCAGUUACAGGAAGUCCUUACCUCUUUUGCCAACCGCACUGGUGUUCUCAGCUUCGCGAACGUACCACUGCUCAUCCUGUAUGCCGGCAGAAACAACUUUCUGUACUGGUUGACGGACUGGACACAGUCGACGUUUAUGGUCAUGCAUCGUUGGACUGCAUACCUGUGCACUCUCCAAGCUAUCAUGCACUCCAUCGUAUGGCUUCGCAUAUAUGUCGUCCUCGGAUGGCAUGAUAGCGAGUCAAAGCUUGCUUACUGGGUGUGGGGCAUCAUCGCAACACUUGCGAUGAGCCUCCUACUCCCAGCGUCGGCCAUUCCCUUCCGUGCUAAGAUAUACGAGAUGUUCUUCUUUUGGCACAUCGUACUCGCCGUCUUCUCGGUAUUAGGUUGCUACCUUCAUAUAAUCUACCGCUUCGACCAUCAAUGGGGAUAUGAGAUUUGGAUGUACAUCGCCAUAGCAGUCUGGGGCUUCGACCGAGUUGCUAGGCUCGUCAGAAUGGCCAGAAAUGGCUGGCGGCAAGCCGUUGUCACAGUCAUCGAUUACGAAUAUAUCCAAGUUGAUAUAGAAGGGGCAAAGGGUCACGGACACGCCUAUCUCUACUUCCCGACACUAACGUGGAGAAUCUGGGAGAGUCAUCCCUUCUCCAUUGUGGGAACUAGAGUGAGAUCUGCAAAUCCUUCGCCAGCAUCCGCGAGAAGCUCGACUGAGAAGUCAAUAGUCUCGACUUCCAAGCCUCUCGCCACCACGGCCGCAGAUGUGGUCAUUAUCCACGAAACGCCUCGUGUCGGUCUCUCCUUCCUGAUCCGAACCUUUGGUGGCGCCACAGGUCUGCUUCGUCACCAGACCCGACUUCCCGUCCUGGUUGAGGCGGACUAUUUGCCGUACCCCGACUUAACCGAGUAUCAGACUCUUGUAUGCAUCGUUGGAGGUGUCGCAAUUACAGCUGUAACACCAGCCUUACGUGCUUAUCCCGGUCACGCCAAGGUAUACUGGUCAUGCAGGAGUCCUGGCCUAGUCGAAAGCGUCGGUUUUGGUCGUACUGACACAAAGAUCCUGUUAGGCAAGAGAUUCAAGUUGCGCAACGUUCUGGAAGAAGAGGUUGCAAAGGCCAAGGCAGAAACGGCGGUCGUUGUCAGUGGUCCCGCAUCUAUGACUGACGAGGUGCGGUGCAUUGUCAGCGAACUGGCACGUAAAGCUCCGAUCCCAGUGACUUUGAUCGAUGAAACCUACUACUGGUAG